GUUCUUGUUAUAUUUUGAGUGUGGGAAGAACAAUAAACAUGGGUGGCAGAGUGUUGUGCAAAAUGUUGGUUGCAGCAUUGUUUAUGUUAUUCAGUGCCCAAAAUGCAUUAGUAAGUUGUGCUUUGAGUUCUGAAUUGCAAGAACAAAUCAAUGCAAUCAACGAACAAGGGCCAUACAUAGGUUUGGUCAUGCCAAAUUCCUUUGAACUCGAUCCUCUUCUUAGCAAUUCAGACUACAUUGCUAGUGGUUAUGUCCUAGACGUUUCAGGAAGGAGAUUUCGCUUUGGAGCCAUUGGUGACAAGCCUGUUAUAUUGGUCAUGACAGGAUUAAGCAUGAUAAAUGCAGGAAUAACUACUCAGCUUCUUUUGAGCCUUUUCAACAUAGAAGGAGUGGUGCAUUAUGGCAUAGCUGGAAAUGCAAAUGAACAACUUCAUAUUGGAGAUGUUGCUAUUUCUCAUUAUUGGGGUCAUCUCGGCCUUUGGAGUUGGCAGAGGUAUGGGCUAGGGCCGGAGAAUGAACUACCCUUAGAACCAAACGGAGACUACACAAGAAAAUAUGGAAACUUAAAAUUUGCAGAUUACACAUCAAAUGUUACUGCGGAUAGUUCAUAUGACAACCUUCUCAACAAUAUUUUUUACCAACCAGAAGAGAUUUUCCCCAUUGAUGGCACUCCUGAACAAAGGCAACAUGCUUUUUGGGUUCAGGUUGAUACCACUUACUACAACACUGCUAGCAGACUCAAGAACAUGAAGCUUGAGAAGUGUCUAAACUCAACAAAAUGCUUAUCACAUACACCAAAAUUGAAAUUUGUGUCAAAAGGAGCGAGUGCAAGCAUCUACCUAGACAAUGCAGCAUAUAGAGGCUUCAUUCGUGAACAAUUUGAGGUGACACAAGUGGACAUGGAAAGUGCAUCCGUCGCACUUAUAUGCCGUCAACAAAAUGUUCCCUUUAUUGUCAUUAGGGCUCUCUCCAACUUGCCCGGCGCCACCUCAGAAGAUUCCAACGAGGCUGACACCUUUGCGCCGCUCGCCGCCACCAAUUCGGUCAAAGUGGUUGUUGAGUUUGUCAAGCUCUUGCCAUCAUCAUUAUCAAGCUCUAAGAUUAAGAGGUUGUUGAGGUUGUUGAGUGUUGUCUAAUUUCAUGAACCGUUAUGUAUGUGAGUGAUGCAAAUGUAGACCUCUUAUCUUUAAUUUCGUCAAUAAGAAUAAGCAACAGAACUUUUGGAGUA
Messenger RNA from Arachis duranensis, 1228 nucleotides. RefSeq lists its product as uncharacterized. Gene Ontology annotation, biological process: nucleoside metabolic process. The record is from RefSeq and is a predicted model, not a curated record. Gene Ontology annotation, molecular function: catalytic activity. NCBI's taxonomy places the organism in Eukaryota, Viridiplantae, Streptophyta, Magnoliopsida, Fabales, Fabaceae. The transcript is spliced from 5 exons. Bases 39 to 1136 code for a protein of 365 amino acids.